Molecule: messenger RNA, 1378 nt
Organism: Sander lucioperca (pikeperch)
Lineage: Eukaryota; Metazoa; Chordata; Actinopteri; Perciformes; Percidae
Product: gastrula zinc finger protein XlCGF71.1-like
Exons: 3
Coding region: 186-791 (201 amino acids)
Biological process (GO): regulation of transcription by RNA polymerase II
Molecular function (GO): RNA polymerase II cis-regulatory region sequence-specific DNA binding; DNA-binding transcription factor activity
Source: RefSeq, a predicted model, not a curated record
CAGAGACUGAAGACCAGACUGGAGACUCUUCUGAUCCUGAGACUGAUGACAGUGCUGAUUGGAAGGAGACCAGAGAACCUCAGUCAGCUUUAAACUCUCUAAGGAAGGAUUCAAGUUGUAAGAAAACAUUCAGCUGCUCUGAGUGUGGGAAAAGAUUUAACCGUGAGUCACAUCUGAAGAUACACAUGAGAAGUCACACAGGAGAAAAGCCUUUCAGCUGCUCAGUUUGUACUAAGCGAUUUGGCUACAACUCAGCUCUGAAGAAACAUAUGAAAAUCCACACAGGAGACAAACCUUUCAGCUGCUCUGAGUGUGAUAAACAAUUUGGCCAGAAGGAACAUCUGAAGUUACACAUGAUAACUCACACAGCAGAAAAACCUUUUAGCUGCUUAGUUUGUGAUAAAAGAUUUGGCAACAAGUAUAAGCUGAAGACACACAUGACAACGCACACAGAAGAGAAACGUUUCAGCUGCUCACGUUGUGAUAAACAAUUUGGCUACAAGUCAGAUCUGAAGACGCACAUGAGAACUCACACAGGAGAAAAACCUUUCAGCUGCUCAGUCUGUAUAAGAUCUUUUUCAGAGAAUGGAGAUUUACGGAAACACAUGAGAACUCACACAGGAGAAAAAACGUUCAUCUGCUCAGUCUGUAAGAAAUAUUUUACACAGAGAGGAGGUUUACACAAACACAUGAGAAUCCACAGGAGGAGGAUGAUGAUGCAGAGGGAACUUACAAGAACUACACCCGCGCCCCCCAGCGCUGCGUGGCCACACACUGCUCUAAAUGCCUGAGCUAACUGCCGAGUCAGAAACCAGAGACGGCUUCACACUUCACACUUAGACUGAGGCGUUGACAAACCAUUUUUUAAUUUUCCAAAGCAACUUCCAAUGAGUGCAUUGAAGGUUCAAUCAGAACAGCUUGUAAAGACUAUACUAUACUAUACUAGAUUAUAAAACCAGCGUCAAACUGUCAGUGAAGACAAAAUUCUGAGAAUGUGUGCACUUUCUGACUUCUUCAGAAAAGCCUGAUGGUCGCUCCAUAAGUGACCAAACUGAUGUUAAAAGAUGCUCUAUUCCCACUGAUUGCUCUGCAGCCACCGUGGUGCUCGUGCGUGUCUGUGUGGGGGGGAGCCGCUAGGAGAUAGAUAGAUAGAUAGAUAGAUAGAUAGAUAGAUAGAUAGAUAGAUUUUUAUUGUCAUUGCAUAUAUUGCACAACAAAACUUAGGUGCUUAGUUGGAGCAAUCCAGCAUUAAAGGGCAACUACCGUUUUUUCUACCUGAACUUUCCUAUGUUUUAGUGUCUAAGUGAGUGAUGGGAGCAACUAUCUUUGACAUUGGUCCAGUAUUAAAAGAGAUCGCUGCACCUUCAAUUUACCUCCA